Molecule: messenger RNA, 21386 nt
Organism: Callithrix jacchus (white-tufted-ear marmoset)
Lineage: Eukaryota; Metazoa; Chordata; Mammalia; Primates; Cebidae
Gene: SLC8A1
Product: solute carrier family 8 member A1
Biological process (GO): calcium ion import across plasma membrane; cell communication; sodium ion transmembrane transport
Cellular component (GO): sarcolemma; postsynapse; axon
Molecular function (GO): calcium:sodium antiporter activity
Source: RefSeq, a predicted model, not a curated record
UAACAAAGUCAGAAGUGGGAAACGGGUAGACGAGUUGGGGGUCAGGGUUCUGUCCGCAGAUGAGGCAAAGAGGGUUCCAAAGAAAAGUUACAGCGCCUGUGUGCGCGUGUCAUCGAUGGGCUGGCUGCGGGAGACAGCGCUAGCGCGCCGCCAGAACGCACUGCGGGGCCGAGUGCCGACAGGAAAUCGAAAAAGCUGCUCAGCUGCAGAGGCUGGGAGGCUCGAAGGGCUCCCCACACGCUCGGUGCUCCAAAAACGCGCCGGCUCUGCCCCGACGCGAUCGCCCCGGGAGCCCGGAGGGGCGCGCAGGGGGCCCCGGGGUGUCCGGCGGCCGCGGGGCCGAGCGCGCGUGUGAGCGAGUGCGAGGCUGCGGGCGGGCGAGUGUGCGCGGGAGGGAGGGAGGGAGGAGGGGGAGCGCGCGCGCCGCCCGGGCCCCGGCCCUCCCAGCCUCCCGGCCUCCGCGCCUGCCUCCCGCCCGCGCGCACCGCUGUCCGCCGCCGCCGCUCCCGACCGCGCCGGCGCUGCACGGGAGUCAGCCCGCCGCCGCCGCCGCCUGCUUUGUGCUUCCCACAGAAGAUGGGAGCGACCUCUUCCUGAUCCAGAGCUGCUUAAAAGGAGGGAGUGCGCCGUGUUUCCUACUAGUGUGGAGGAACGGAGAAGAAUCCAUUCACACUCGCCAAACCAGUAGGUUGCAACAGUUGGAAGUGUCAUGUACAACAUGCUGCGAUUAAGUCUUUCACCCACCUUUUCAAUGGGAUUACAUCUGUUAGUUAUCCUGGCUCUCUUAUUUUCCCAUGUGGACCGCGUAAUUGCGGAGACAGAAAUGGAAGGAGAAGGAAAUGAAACUGGUGAAUGUACUGGCUCAUAUUACUGUAAGAAAGGGGUGAUUUUGCCCAUCUGGGAGCCCCAAGACCCUUCUUUUGGGGACAAAAUUGCUAGAGCUACUGUGUAUUUUGUGGCCAUGGUCUACAUGUUUCUUGGAGUCUCUAUCAUAGCUGAUCGGUUCAUGUCCUCUAUAGAAGUCAUCACAUCUCAAGAAAAAGAAAUAACCAUAAAGAAACCCAAUGGAGAGACCACCAAGACAACUGUGAGGAUCUGGAACGAGACAGUUUCCAACCUGACCUUGAUGGCCCUGGGAUCUUCUGCUCCCGAGAUCCUCCUUUCAGUAAUUGAAGUGUGUGGCCAUAACUUCACUGCAGGAGACCUCGGUCCUAGCACCAUUGUGGGAAGUGCUGCGUUCAAUAUGUUCAUCAUUAUUGCGCUCUGUGUUUACGUGGUCCCUGAUGGAGAGACAAGGAAGAUUAAGCAUUUGCGUGUGUUCUUCGUGACGGCAGCCUGGAGCAUCUUUGCCUACACCUGGCUUUACAUUAUUUUGUCUGUCAUCUCUCCUGGCGUUGUGGAGGUCUGGGAAGGUUUGCUUACUUUCUUCUUCUUUCCCAUCUGUGUUGUGUUCGCUUGGGUAGCGGAUAGGAGGCUUCUCUUUUAUAAGUAUGUUUACAAGAGGUAUCGAGCUGGCAAGCAAAGGGGCAUGAUUAUUGAACAUGAAGGAGACAGGCCAUCUUCCAAGACUGAGAUUGAAAUGGAUGGGAAAGUGGUCAAUUCUCAUGUUGACAAUUUCUUAGAUGGUGCUCUGGUUCUGGAGGUGGAUGAGAGGGACCAAGAUGAUGAAGAAGCUAGGCGAGAAAUGGCUAGGAUUCUGAAGGAACUUAAGCAGAAACAUCCAGAGAAAGAAAUAGAGCAAUUAAUAGAAUUAGCUAACUACCAAGUCCUAAGUCAGCAGCAAAAAAGUAGAGCAUUUUACCGCAUUCAAGCUACUCGCCUGAUGACAGGAGCUGGCAACAUUUUAAAAAGGCAUGCAGCUGACCAAGCAAGGAAGGCUGUCAGCAUGCAUGAGGUCAACACUGAAGUGGCUGAAAACGACCCUGUUAGUAAGAUCUUCUUUGAACAAGGGACAUAUCAGUGUCUGGAGAACUGUGGUACUGUGGCCCUUACUAUUAUCCGCAGAGGUGGUGAUUUGACCAACACUGUGUUUGUUGACUUCAGAACGGAGGAUGGCACAGCAAAUGCUGGGUCUGAUUAUGAAUUUACUGAAGGAACUGUGGUGUUUAAGCCUGGUGAGACCCAGAAGGAAAUUAGAGUGGGUAUCAUUGAUGAUGAUAUCUUUGAGGAGGAUGAAAAUUUCCUUGUGCAUCUCAGCAAUGUCAAAGUAUCUUCCGAAGCUUCAGAAGAUGGCAUACUGGAAGCCAACCAUGUUUCUACACUUGCUUGCCUCGGCUCUCCCUCCACUGCCACUGUAACUAUUUUUGAUGAUGACCACGCAGGCAUUUUUACUUUUGAGGAACCUGUGACUCACGUGAGUGAGAGCAUUGGCAUCAUGGAGGUGAAAGUAUUGAGAACAUCUGGAGCUCGAGGAAAUGUUAUUGUUCCAUAUAAAACCGUCGAAGGAACUGCCAGAGGUGGAGGCGAGGAUUUUGAGGACACCUGUGGAGAGCUCGAAUUCCAGAAUGAUGAAAUUGUGAAGAUCAUUACCAUUAGAAUAUUUGACCGUGAGGAAUAUGAGAAAGAGUGCAGUUUCUCCCUUGUGCUUGAGGAACCAAAAUGGAUAAGAAGAGGAAUGAAAGCCCUGUUAUUGAAUGAGCUUGGUGGCUUCACAAUAACAGGAAAAUACCUGUAUGGCCAACCUGUCUUCAGGAAGGUUCAUGCUAGAGAACAUCCGAUUCCCUCUACUGUAAUCACCAUUGCAGAUGAAUAUGAUGACAAGCAGCCACUGACCAGCAAAGAGGAAGAGGAGAGGCGCAUUGCAGAAAUGGGGCGUCCCAUCCUGGGAGAGCACACCAAGUUGGAAGUGAUCAUUGAAGAAUCCUACGAAUUCAAGAGUACCGUGGACAAACUCAUUAAGAAGACAAACCUGGCCCUUGUGGUUGGGACAAACAGCUGGAGAGAACAGUUCAUUGAAGCUAUCACUGUCAGUGCUGGGGAAGAUGAUGAUGAUGAUGAAUGUGGGGAAGAAAAGCUGCCCUCCUGUUUUGAUUAUGUGAUGCACUUUCUGACUGUGUUCUGGAAGGUCCUCUUUGCCUUCGUUCCUCCUACUGAAUACUGGAAUGGCUGGGCGUGUUUCAUUGUUUCCAUCCUCAUGAUUGGCCUACUGACAGCUUUCAUCGGAGACCUGGCUUCCCACUUUGGCUGCACCAUUGGCCUGAAAGAUUCUGUGACUGCAGUUGUGUUCGUCGCACUUGGGACAUCAGUGCCAGACACAUUUGCCAGCAAAGUGGCAGCCACCCAGGACCAGUAUGCAGACGCCUCCAUAGGUAACGUCACGGGCAGCAACGCGGUGAACGUCUUCCUGGGAAUCGGUGUGGCCUGGUCCAUUGCCGCCAUCUACCACGCAGCCAAUGGGGAACAGUUCAAAGUGUCCCCUGGCACGCUAGCUUUCUCUGUCACUCUCUUCACCAUUUUUGCUUUCAUCAAUGUGGGGGUGCUGCUGUACCGGCGGAGGCCAGAAAUCGGAGGUGAGCUGGGUGGGCCCCGGACUGCCAAGCUCCUCACAUCCUGCCUCUUUGUGCUCCUAUGGCUCUUGUACAUUUUCUUCUCCUCCCUGGAGGCCUACUGCCACAUAAAAGGCUUCUAAAGGAACUAUCAGAUAUAGUAAAUUUAUAUAUAUAUACAUAUAUAUAUAUAUAAAAUUAUGUAUAACGAACAGAGGAAACUGCCAUUUGUCAUGUUCACUUACCUGCUGAUGGAAUCCAGCUUCAAGAGCAUAACUCUCUGUACUAGGGCCGAAGUCAAAAACGAUCACCUCCCAUUCCCAGGGGCAUCAUCAUGUUGAACGAGGCACGGAGGCAGGGCCAUCUUUGCAGCUCGGUCUAGAAGGGCUGCACUCUUUCCAGGUUCAUAUAUCCUUAAGGCUUUGAUUUGUUUUCUUAAUUUUGAUUUUGUUUUCAGAGGGGCUGGGGAGGUAGUUGAUGUUUGGCUUUGUUUUUGUUAUUUUGUUGUGUUUUGUUUUGUUGGGAGGGUCAGGGUUGUUGCUUUUCUUUGUGGGAAGUGAAACCAUCCAAAUGUAAUUGGGUUUUUGGUCAAAAUCUAAAUCACUGAGAUUCCCCCUCACCUCCCCCAACCACUUUAAAAAUUAUUUUGGAUUAAGAAAAAAUCUGGGCAUGGAAGAAGAAAGAAGCAUGUCUUCAUUGUAUUACCAAAGUUCAUGCUUAUCUCCAGAAUGUGAGCAGAGGUGAAGCUGCCUCCAAGAAGAAGCAUGAGAGUGGAAUGGAGCCAGGAAAUCUGAUGUUUUUAGAUGUAGUCUGACAUUUAAGGAUGUGAUGCCUGGCACUCUUGUUUAACAGGUACAAGGAAAAUGUGCCUAGAUUCCCAGGAACAUGCAAAAUGCUUUCUUUCUCAUCUGUUUAGCUCUGGACUGUGAUUAGCAAGGCCCUUCUUCUAGCAUCCAGCCCAGCUAAGCCCCCAGGUGCCCCAUCCCCUACCUGUUCCUCCUGUCCACCUGCUAUCCCCUAUGCAAACAGGAACAAUAACCCCAUUCGAAACCACAUCAUCCUUCUUCAUUUCCAUUAAAACAUGUCCCAGUCCCAUGUUGGUGUUGCUUGGGAUUGUCUGUCAGUUUUAUUUUCAAAAGCAUCCAUGGCUUGCACCAUCCUGUUCCAGUCAUGACUGAACAUUUGCUCCUUCUUCAUGUGCCUGUUCGGAAAUGUUGUUGUGAUACCUGUUACACAGUGCAUGGAUGAAAAACAAAUAAAACCAAGCGUAUCUGUAUAUAGUAGAGUACAUACUGUUCUCCCAUUCGGCAACGUUGAUUGGACAUUGAAGACAUAAGUGAGUUUUCUUUUCACCUGAGUUGCUACUUUUGAGUUGUUAUUGAGUUUGAUUAAUUACUAGGGAUAAAAGGAGAAAGUGGCUUAUUGUUCAAGGUUCUGCACAUUCAUUUCUAAGAAGCAAUAACUGUCAUGUGGGGUGAAGUUAAAAUUAUUGAGAGGAUAGCAGGCAAACUUCAAAGGUCUUGGUGGAAAAUUAGCCAUUUGGAACACAUCAGAGGCCUCUAAAAAGCACUCAUUCAUUCAGGAAGGCCAAGGAGAAAGGCCUUAUAGAGAUGUGGAUAUGUUGCAUGUGCCUAGGCUUUCAGAGCCACCCUUUCCACAGCACCCCUCCCUGCAAAGUAUUUAUUUAACAUCUGCACUGUCCAACCAAGAUGGGAUAGUGCUGGUUUGUUCAUUUUAUUUUUUUACGUAAAAAGUUAUUUUGAGCCCUGUGUCUUUCACUGUCCCAUCUAGUUCCCUCUGAUUAUAUUAGUAGUUCCUGAAUAAGAAAGAAGCCAGGGUGACCAAUGGGCUUUUAAAAGUGUGUCUCCUUUACUCACGAUGAACGAGAAGGCAAUUAAAUAAGAGUAGUACCUCCCAGGAGGAUUAGACUGGGAUGCUUUUAACCCUUUAAAAAGAAUCGCUGUUUCUCUUUCAAGAUACCAAAGAACAUGGAUAAAACCAAUAUUCCCAAGUAGUGAGUCCACUAAUGAGAAAAAGAUAUAAUGCCUUUGGUCAUCUCUCGGAGACUUCUGUGUCUACAAGGAAUCCCAGGCUGGAGACAUCCCCAGCCCUCUUAAUACUUAAUAAAUUAAAGCUGUUGAGACAUUUUUUCUUCUUUCACUCAGUAACCAUGAUUCUUCAUCAUUUAAUAGACAUUUGGUGACUGAAUGAGUAAUUAAAUGCUCGUUACCCACUCACUGUGCCAGGUAGUAUGAUACUUUCUGGGGACUACACCAUGAACAAAACAGUCUAGAUCCCUGCCCUCAGAAGGUUUACAGUUAAUGUGAUUACUAUUUUCAUGAGUAAAAGUGAAGAAAGCCAUAUGGAAAGAUUUUUAUCUCGCAAGAAAGAAACAAAAACAAUUAUGAAACUCUUUUAACAUAAACACACUGAAACGUUAUGAAAGCAAUUUUCUAAAUUGUAUUUAUACCCAAGAUUUUCUUUAAGAGAGCAUAAAAUGUAAGUUUGGAAAAGCACCCCCUUUAUCCUUGACCAACUUGCAGAUAUGUACAUAUCUCCAUUUGAAACCGACAAGGGCAAUCAUGUUGGUGAUCCAGGUCACUGAGACCCAAUUUAGCCCAUCUUACAUCUUUGUUGGCAGUAAUACUCUUCUGGGGCCCACACCUUUACGAUUCUUUAUCUGUCAUUCUAAACCAUCCUUCCCAUCCUUUUUUUAUUUUUGAAAUUUGCUAAAUGGAAAGCUAAUCUAGAAGCACCAAGUAAAUAUAUUCAAGGAAUGUAAGUUGUUUGAACAUUAGAAAGACUUUUGCACUCAUUUUUUACCUGUAUUAGGAAUGUCAAUAAUCCUGUAGCAAAUUUUCACAGAGAACUUGAGGAAAUUCUGGCAUUGGUCAAUUUCCAUUUGAAAGCUAUUUGGUUUGUUUGCUUUUUAAAUUUUUAUAUUCUAGGAAACUAUGAUUCUGGUUGUUCCAGAUUGUUAUUAUUAUGGUUGUGUAAAAUUUUAUUUUGAUUAUUUUAUUUUGUGUGUAUUGUGCACAGCUUUAGGGGGGAAAGUGCACUAAUUGUGCUGUUCCUUAUAAAUGGUACACAUUACUGACACAGACAAAUAAAGUUUCUAAUUGUUUCUGAUUUCAUCACUAGUGAUACAGCAUAUUCUGUACGGAAUGUUUUCUGUCUUCUCAUUGCCAUUUACUUCAUUUUUUGUUUUCAUGUUUUGAAGAAAUAAAAACCAAAAUGUUAUUAUUGUGAAAUUGGUAUCAUCAUCCAAAGAAAGAAAGCAGACACCAAGCAUUCAAAGUCCUGCGGACAUCAACCCUUCGAUCAUGCAAUGGUCUCUUUUUAAUGUCCCAAGAGAACAGUGUCAGAAUAUUUGUCUGUCCGACAGUGCUGAGAUAAAUGUUAGACAUUCCUUCAUUUCACUAAUUUUUUUACAUUGUUUAGUAAAACUCUAAGUACAUCCUCUCCUGCAUCCAAGAUCAUGAGCCCAUAAACAGUUACAAGUUACACAACUUUUUAGCAUGCAGAGUAUUGCAUCAAAUCAGCCAAUCCCAAAAUCGAUGAUAGUAGAGUUCCUUCCUAAAGGGAUGCUUAAGUAAAUUGUUCUUUUAGUUUCAUGUAUUAUAUUCCUCUUGAUUUGCAGUAGAACUUCUGGCUUGCAUUAAUAAUUUGUCUAAAUAUAUGUUAUUGACUUUGUGUGUCAUACAGUCAAAAUAGUACAGAAGGAAGUGACAUCAGAAGUGGAGUCAGUAUUUGUGGGGAAAAAUACUGACUAUUCUAAGAUUUGUGUACUUAUUUGAAAUUGACGUUAAUAUUAGUGGACUUAGUUCUUACUAUAAUAGAGUCUGUCCACACAUGUGAGUAAAUGUUACUUUAUUCAUCUGAUCAUCUUAAAAAUUUUUUUAGAAUUCCUCAUUAUAUUCUAUGGUCAUAUGUGGUACACUUUCAUGUAUGAAUGAAGGCAUUAUUUAAAUAUUUUAUAGUAUCAAACUAUCAAUAUGUCUCCUGAGUACCAGCCAUUGGUUUAACACAAAACGAGCAGCCAACAUCUAUUUCUUUAAACAGCAAAAAGAGUAAUUCAAUGACCAGAGUUCCUUGACCAUCUAACAACCUUUCAGAAAAAUUCUGUGGCCCAAUAAUUUUCUAUUUCUUAUAAGCACAUUUUAAUGUGUUCUAAUUUUGUAAUUUCAUCCUUCAACUAGUGUGGAUUUUUAAAAAUUUUGCUUUUUGUGGUUCAUAGCCUAACAGCACUAAUUUUUUGUUGCUUUUUGAAUAUAAAAUUAAGUUAUAAAAUAUUCUGUUUUAGAAACCCUGAAGAUUCUGAUGCAUGCCUUUCCCCUAUAGCCUCACUGUUAAUGAAAGCUCACCACAUUCAUUGAUGAUUCCACAGCAAAAGGUCCCUGAUCCUAACCUGUCAAAAUAAAGUGAGACUGACAUACAUCUGAUAACUUUGUGGAAGCAAUUAGAAAUUUUGUCCGGUAGAUGAUGAUGAUGCCCUCCAUCCUCUAAUUGUGGCAAAACUUUUCCUUCUCAAGAAUAUAAAUCAAUCCCUUUAAGACUUUUAAUAUUUCUGGGCUUCGGAUAUGGAGUCUCUCUGUUGAUUCUGACUUUCUAUGAUUUUGACAGUUGCAUCCAGAGCAAGUUCUGAGCAUAGUUUGAUACCUUCAAGAACAUUUGGCCAUUUUAUGAUUGAAAACAUGUAAUAUUGGAUCUCACCCUGACUUACAACUGGCAGUCGGCUUUUACCAUAGCAAUCGCUUCGCAUGGCCAAGGCAGUUGGUAAAACUGAGCAAAGUUAAAUGUGAAUUCUAAAUAAAUUGGUGAGUGUAUUAUGCAGAAGAUACAGAAUCCUAUUUCAGAAAAAGAAACAUGUUUUAUAAGUAGAUUCCUUAGAUUUUGUUCAGAUCUACCUAUACAGUUUUGCUAAUAGAAUGCAGUUCUGCUAUUCCUUUCUACCAUUAUGUACUUACCACUUCUAACCAUCUCAUUGUCUUCCCACCAUGCACUACAUUUCAAAAUGUUGGGCAGUCCUGAUGGUAUUACACCCUCAAGGACAGCAUGGGAAUGGUAAACAGUUGAAAUAGAUAUUUCAUAUGGGGAGGCUAAUUAGGCCAUGAUUAAUCAUCUCUCAAAGCAGAGACUGUCUUAUCUAUAGAAGGAGCAACCACUGAGAGGUGGAACUCCCAAAGGAAAGAGCACUGCAGGUUUCCAGCUCCCGAGAAAUGGUAAGUAUUUCACUUUCUUAGAUUUUUUCCCUGCCUGUCAAGAUGUCCACAUGCACUCAGAGGCUGUCCACAUUUUCAGUUUUCUCAAAGGUUCUCUGAUUUAAUCUUGUAAGAAACAUUUACAUCAGUGGUUAUAUAAAUUAUUAUUUAUUUAUUUUUAGGGAAGAGCAUUAAUUUGUAACUUCAAAAAGCAACAUGACUUAGUAGUUAAAAUUAUGAUCCAUAUUUUUUCAAGAAGACUUGCUUGCCCAAAAUCGUCUUGUCUAUCUGCUAUCAAUGUAGUCAUUCAUAGCUGCUUCGUUAGUUCACAUGUUUUAGGAUCAUGCUUCCCUAUCCUUUUUCAAAGAGUUGGAGAGUUUUCCCAUUGGAAAUGUGCCAUCUUCAUCUUUCCUUUCCCUAAUUUCAGCUUCGUUAGUUCACAUUUUUUAAGAUCAUGCUUCUCGAUCCUUUUUCAAAGAGUCGGAGAGUUUUCCCAUUGGAAAUGUGCAAUCUUCAUCUUUCCUUUCCCUAAUUUCAGCUUCGUUAGUUCACAUUUUUUAGGAUCAUGCUUCCCUAUCCUUUUUCAAAGAGUCGGAGAGUUUUCCCAUUGGAAAUGUGCAAUCUUCAUCUUUCCUUUCCCUAAUUUCAGCUUCGUUAGUUCACAUUUUUUAGGAUCAUGCUUCUCGAUCCUUUUUCAAAGAGUCGGAGAGUUUUCCCAUUGGAAAUGUGCAAUCUUCAUCUUUCCUUUCCCUAAUUUCAGCUUCGUUAGUUCACAUUUUUUAGGAUCAUGCUUCCCUAUCCUUUUUCAAAGAGUUAGAGAGGUUUCCCAUUGGGAAUGUACAAUCUUCAUCUUUCCUUUCCCUAAUUUCAGCCUUUGCAGUUUUUCAAUGGCUACUUCCAUUACAUUUAAUUACCCUUAGUGAUGCUCACUAUUACCUCUUAGCAAUAGGGAAAAGGCUUAUGCUAAAAAAAUGAUUGCUCAAAGCAUGUUUUUCUGAAAGUUAAUUAAUCAUAAGAGAAAUAAAUUAAUCAUAAGAGAAAUAAAAUAUGAUUACAUUCCGCCUAGAAAACUCACUAGAACAUAGUAUGGUAUCUUUAUGAAUGUGUGGGACAGAUUAUACGUUACAGUUACACACUAGUGUUGUUGAUUUUAUACCUUUUGAAUCAUAUUGAUGAUGCUUCAGUGCCCAUCUAUAUAGCCUUUUAUUCUCUCAAUAUAUGUAGGUGUGGAUUGAGAAUGAAGCCCAACAUUUACAUCCCCAGUGCUCAUGAGAGUUUCUACAAAGCUGGAGUAUGUCAGCAUAGAAAAACAUAAUAUAUAGCUUCCAUGCCUCUAAGAAAUAUAAGUGGGUCAAGUGCUUCUCUGUGGGUAUUUUUCUGAUAUGCAACUGGUAGAAAAGUUCACGUUAACAGUCAAACACACCAAGAAAGAAAUUAGCUAACUUCAACGUUAGUCUAUUUUGACAGCUAAUACAUAGCCCAUGUUGACUGUAAAGACAGAUAUACCUAGUUAAAUCCAAGACUUUACUCGGGGAAAGGGGAAUAAAUUAACUAGAAUUAUACAACCCUGCAUACUGGAAAUUGUUUAUUCACCUAGAAGAAUCGUCCAGAGAUUUUUCAGAGACAUUUCCUUACACACCCAACAUGCUUUUAAUUUACACAACUUUUUAUUAGACCCCUUGAAGCCACAUAGUAAGACAAGAGAUGAAUAAUUGGAGGAGAACUUUUGGCCCUCUCUCUACUGUGAAGAUCAGAUGCCUGACUCUAAUUCCUGUGCUUUCUAAAUGGAAAGAACUGUUCAAUUAAAUAACCAACUAUGUAACCACUUUUUGAAAUAAUUCCACCCAAAAAGCAAAGAGUGAACUAAAUUGUACAAAUAUUGAACAUAAAAGUGAUAUGAUCCAGAUGGCUAGUUUCAAGAAAAAUAAUAUUCUCUGCAGAUAUCUUUCUCUCCCUUCCUGUACUCAUCCUAAUGUUAAACUUUGAGAAAUACUCCAAGGAAGAAAUCUUGAAAGAUUGUACAUUCAAAUCAUGCUCAUAUAAUUAAAUAAUAAGGCAUUUUGGGUGAGAGUUAUCUGUGUUGUUGAUAAGAACAUACUUAAAAAUAAGAGAAUUGGCACAAAAAUGUGUUAACUAGGAUAUUAUUACAAAUUGUCCUAAGAUAUUUGAAAGUUAUUAUAUUUAAGUGAAAUAAAUCCCAGUUUCCAGAAACAACAGUACAAUUUAAAUUUAUAUUCUCAGGUUUUAUAUGAAUAUCAAAGUUGGGCAUACAUAACUUUUGAUUUUGGCAACCAAAGAAAAGUAUGUUUUGGCACAUGUUUCCAAAUUAUUGAGUAGAAUACAAUGGACCUAUAUAGGUAUCUCAUAAAAAUUGCCUUCAAUAAAUUUCUUUUCUUUUUUUAAGUCAUUUAGUUUGUAAAUUUUAUGACUUGACAGUUUAGCAAUGUUAUUUAUAAAAGGCUGAUUCCAUUUUCAUGUUGGUUUUACAUUUCAGAUUUUUCAUAUUUAAAUAAUGGAUACAUUAGUUACGAUACUGAGCUGGAGUCUAGCCCAAAUAAACCACAAGGCUCAGACAGAUCUAUCAGUAGUUAGAAAGCUUCUGAAACACUGGCUUUUUAAUGCACAGCAAAUACUAGUGUUGUUUUCAAUAUUCUUUUUUUCUACCAAAAGUUUACAUUGCAAGUGGUACAAAAAUUUUUUUAAAGAUUUAUAAUGAUGGUUAGAAAACUGUUUCUAUGAGAAUCAGAUAUUGUUUCAGCACUGGAUCCCCUCUAUCCCAUCUCUUGCUAGAGUAUAUGGCACAGAGACACAGAUGUAAAAAUAGGUGAUCUCUGUAAACUUGAGCUGCAUUUUCGUAUGUCUACGAUUGUCCUAAAAGCUCCUAUCAGGUUAGUGAUAGCUUCUGAAAGAGUUGGAGAGGCAUGGAAGGAAGCAUACUCCUGAUUUCCCCACUUUUAGCUAAAGAUACAAAGUCAAAGGUGUUUUAACAGGGCUUAGAAUAAUACUAAUUCUUUUACAAUACAAAGAGAAGUACAUUUCUUUGAAAAAAUUAUUUUCCUUUCUUUUUUAGCAGGCAUUACUGACAAAAAAAAAAUAUUUAGGGCCAAUUAGAGUUUAUUUCUGACUUUUAAUUGCCCCUCGGCCUUUUGGGGAAUGUUGAAAAAGCUCUUGAAAAAAAUAUCCUGGUCAAGGUCAAACCCUGGGGGAUUAAAAACAUGAGAUCCCUCCAAACAUAGCACUGAGCAGACAGGUUCCCAUGCCUACUAUUUAUCGGCAUUUUCUAAACAUGCGUUUUGGUGUGCUGGGAGCAGAGGAGUAGGAGACCCACCCAGCCCUGCCACAGAUACCGGGACAUCUUUGACCACAUGCAUCCUCUGCCAUCCACAGUUUAGCUUAGUUGUUCUCAGCUGAACUAACCUCCAAUUUUCAUAUACACUGAUCAUCUUGUCUCUAGCAUUUUCCCUCCAAGGUCCUGCUAACAGGCAAACUGGCCCUUUCCAACAGUUGGUACCUGAGAUUUCUCAAAGCACUCCUGUCAGAGUAAGGAAUGAGAUUGCAGAAGGGGCAGUAAUGUCAAUGCCAAGUUAUUGGAAACUACUUAACCAGCGACUCCAUCAUAUAUUGGAGCCUGUCUAGGAAACUUACCCUUGGAAACAGUGGAAAUACUUUGUUUUAUUUCUAUUUGAUCAACAGAACUUUUGUAGCAUUGACUCUUAGCAACGGAUAACAUCAUAUUAUAAUAGAAAGUUAUUUUUCACUACAACUGCUAUUGUUACAUUUAGAAGAAAAUAUUGUCUUUGCAAUUUCAGUCCAAAACUCUAAGGAGAACAAGGAUUUUAUUGCCAUCGGUACUCCUAUAAGAAAUUUGACAGUCCAGAUCUUAUUUGAGACAGAUAAGGCUAUGAUAAGUGUAUAUAUGAGGCUUAAAAUAUUCUUGAUAUUCUCAGGUUGUUCUCAAAAAUUCUGAAUAGUUUUAGUAUUUUUUUAAAUGAGAACUUUUCUUAUCAAAAAGUAUUGAAAAUUUUUCCAGUAACUGGUUGUUAAAUAAGUCUAGCACCCAAAGAAGCUGUGAGCAGUCGGCUCUAUCAGUGACUCUUCUUCUAUGAGCUCUUUCCAGAUUGGUCUCAAACGUCUGACCUCAGGUGAUCUACCCAUGUUGGCUUUCCAAAGUGCUGGGAUUAUAGGCAUGAGCCACUUCACCCAGACUGGUAGUUCAGACUUUUAAUCCCUAGACACAUUCUUCAGAGACAACUGUAGAAAAGUAAGAAACCAAACCAACAACAACAAAAAACUCUCCUUUCCAGAGAAAAGUCAAAAGGAAAAAAUUUGCCAUCCUUUAAAAUACACUAAAUUUGUUCAUCAUCUUUAAAAUUUGGACUGAAUAUUUAAACUUUAAACACAAAGCAAAGGGAGAUGCUCUUAAAUGUCAAAUCUGAAGCAAAGACUGCAUUUUUACAAAGCUAUCCAAAGAAUGAGACAUGGGAUUCAUCAACACAUCAGUGCCCAACCACCACCUUUUCUGCCUCAUUCACACAGUAUCGACAAGCGAAUAAGCAGCUGGGCAGGGGAAACUGAUAACUGUUAAUGUCAUAAUCACAUCACCACCAGAUUACUAGAUGGGGUCAGGAAGGAGGCAAAGUGGGUGGGACCCAUCCCAGGACUGGGGCCAUAUCACAACCUCACUUCAAACCCUUGUCAAAUACAGUUAAUGAAUUUAGAACAAUACCAGAAGUAUUUUUUUUCACUUGAUGUAAAUAUUACCAACAGUGACUCCUUUAAGCUAUGAACCAGUCUAUUUGUUUGACAAGCCUUUCCAGAUUCAUGCAGUUCUAUCACAUGCUUGUGGCCUGUUUGAGAGUGAACCUAUUAUUUCAAGCUUGUUGUCAUGACCAAUUUUUACAAAACUAAAAGGAGCACAGUGAGGUGGAUUUGAGCUAGUGAUGAGGUCUCUACACUUGCAUUCUUUCCUUCCAAGACAAUAUUCUGAUGCUCCAACUCUAGAAGUCAUGUCAUUAGUAAAAUGAAAAUAAUAAUUGCUUAAUUGUUCUUUAGAAUUAAUUCAUACUUCAGAGCCUGAAGCCUCCACUACUCAACAUCAGAUCCAUGGAUAGUAUUAUUAUACCUUUACCUAAAGACUGGAUUCUUUUGUAAAUAAAAUCAGAAUGGAUCUAAGUCCCUUUAAAGCAACUAAUAAGAUAUUUAAUAACAUUUUAAAACGAUGAAAAAGUAAGGAUGAUUCUGCAAGAGGCUGCUGGGUUACAGAGGAGGGCAGAGCUUUUUUAAAACUCUCUUGAUAUUUUGCUCUUCCUGGUAAGUUUUUAUCUGUCUUGGCUCCCAGUAGAAUAUUCCCCAUACACAUUUUGUGGGAGGAUACUGACAUAGCUCUAUACUCUGCCUUUUAUUUUCUAAUUCUCCUUGGAGGAUUAGAACAACCACUCCAGAGCUUGUAAUCGAGAGGAAAAAAGAAAACUGGCAGAUGCCUCAUUGAUUGAUCCAGAAGUUUUGUACAAAAGCACACACCAUUGUGAUUGUCUCUAUAUUAGCAUUGUAUUCACCAGACAGCUUAAGGUGACUGAAGCAAGAAAAAUAUCAAGUGGACAAUUACCUAAGAAAAAAGAAUAAAAAAGAAAUUAAACCAAAAAAAAAAGGAAAAAAUUGUUCAGUUUACCAAGUGUGUCUUCCAGGAUUAUAAGGUUCACAAACUACAGUCAAGAGAGUGAAACAAUUUUAAAAUCAAAAGUUAGUGCCUUUGAUAUUUCUCCAGACAUAAAAUUUCAUAAACCUCAAGCAUUUAUUUUGUGUGAAGUAUAUUAGGUACCCUAAGAUGGUAUAAAGAAUUCAAAAAAUAGUAAUUUCAGAAAAUUAACACUAGUCUCUGAUUUAGUCAGGAGGAGUCCAAUUAUGGCAUCCUAAUUAAAUUAACCUUCCAUUUUGGUCUACAGACAUUUUAUCAAUUUGAGACUGCUUAAUGGGGCCAUUUUGAUACCUAUCAGGAAACUUUCCUCUAAUAGAUAUAGAAAUAUUAAUUUUCUUAAUUUCACAUUCUGUCUUCCACUAAUGAGAUAAAUGGAUUCAGACCCAACAUACACAUCCAGAGACUACCAUGAGCCAAGACCUGUGUAAGUUUGAUAUAUGGUCUUUUAUUCAAUAUUUCAAUUUGGGAUAAUCUUACUACGAAGAUCAUUUGCCUCACCAUUGCUGAUUUUUUUUUUCAUUGGUGCUGAAUACUAAUUCAUCAAUGGAUUUUCCUGUUCCUCUUUCAGACUUUGAGGCAUGUGGUUCUAUUUCAGUGAGUUACAACUCUAGCUCUCGUCUUUUAACAGCAAACUAGAGAAGAUCUCUCUUCCCAUCUCUAAGUACACAGUGUUCUCUUCAUUUUAACAUCAAAACGUCACCAGAGAGAAGAACCAAAGGCUCUUCUCUUUGGAAAAGGAAUCUUUAUUUGUUUCAGAGAGUGAUGAAUCUUCAGAUCGCUCUGGACUUAAUUUUCCUCAUCAUUAAAUGAAAGGACUUUAGCUUGAUUUUCCGAAACACAUAAAGCUAAGCCCUGUAUGAUCAGUGUUUCCCUGUUAUCAUCCACUUAUGCAUAUGGGUUGAAGGUGCUUUAAGUUGUGAACCAGCUGCUGCCCAUAUUUGAUCACCAAUGCACUUGUCAAGCUCAAGUAACCACAUGAAGCCCAAUAGAAAUAUAAGCAUUUACUUUGAAAUAAUUUGGGGAAAAAGUCUCCCUUCCCUGAGAGGAAUGAGAAGUUUCUCCCCUUUCAAGAAGUGUAUGGUAGAAAAUGUAAUGAGACUGGAAUGGAUUUCAAGUCAGUGCCCUUUUUAAGGCUGAAUCUGCUAUUUUAAAUGGAAACUUUAGGUUCAUAUAAUUCUCAUAGCAAUUCCACUUUUAUUUUUUAUUCGUUUUGCUUCAUCUCUCAGGAAAAAGAAACUAACCAGUCAUUUUUUACUAAAGUAUGUGAAUUACAAACAGAAUGAGCAAUGACCAGGCAGGAAGAUACUUAAAAGUACAAUUAUUCUAAAGGAAGAUGAGAAAGAAAAAAUCAUCUGCUACAGAUUCAACUGUUUUAAAUGCCUCCCUUGUCAUGGAGAAAAUGACUGCUCAAAAGGAUUUCACAAAAGACUCAAAUCUCACCGUUAGCAAUCAACUGGUCAGCCACAGCUCAAAUGCCUCAUUAGCAAAAUGAAAUUGCACACAGACAAAAUAUAGCAAGAGAAUGUAGACAUUUCCAUGGGGGGAAGAAAAGCACCCAUAGUGAACUCUGCCUGUAUAAACAAAGAAUGUUUUAGUGGAAUAAAUGUAAGCUUUCUCUUGAAGGAAUCCCAGUUAGAAUGUCAUUGGAAAUGGCAAAACUAUUUCAGCAUCACAGCGGUAAUAUAUUGCAACGUUAUUACCACUGAGGCACAAAGCUAAAUUUGUCAGGGGAAAAGGUAAACAAAAAUUACUGACAUUGCAACAGAUAAAGUGACCUUGUGAGACUCAUAUCAAGAGAGAAAAUUAAAAUAGCUAAUAUUUCUGUUAUAAUUUCAGUAAUUACUUAGACUUCUGUUAACGAAUAAAAUUCCUUUUCCUUCUCUCAUUAUGAAUUUCUAUGUAGAGCUGCUAUUUUGUUGCAGUCAGCAUUGUAUUUUCAUAUUUUAAUAAAUCCCUCACAUUGAAUUUGCCCCCCAUUUCAGAUUUGAUUAGGAAAUACUAAAUUGAAAAAGUGGGUUUUCCCAUCUUUUAAAAACAAAUAUGCACCAUAAGCAUUUUCUACUGAUGUCUGCCUUAAGCAAUCUUGGUAGAGCUGUCAAUCAGUGGCAGGUGCUUGUUUAAGAAAGAGAAUCUGUGAAUAGAUUUAGACUUUCUUCCUCAUAGGCAGCUGCUCAUUCACACACACCUCUUCUUCCUCAAUUUCUUGCACCAAUCCUGCCUCUUGAAUUGACCCACAUUCACCUAGCAGUCGAACAAACUGCAGAUUCUAAUUACGGGUCCCAAAAGCUUGUUCAACUUAAUGUUUCACCAACUGAAUUUCACAGAUUGCCCCUUGAUGUUGCUUCCUUCUGUUCACUCUUUUAUGUAAGUCCUUGCGUUUGAUAUACUUUAAAAAGAAUUUGGGAAAAAACCAAGUAGCAAACCCUUGUUUACGUUCAGUCAAGAAAUUGUGAACGAAUUUAGCUGUUAUGGUAAUAAUCCUGAGGUCAUAGAAAAAAUAUCACCUAUGUGAAAAGAGAUCAUUUUAACGCUAUUACCAAAAUAGUGUUCUACACAUAGAGGCCAUAGAAUUUUCUACAAAUACACUUGUAGACUCUCAUACUUUGAAUCAUGUUUUACUUACAGGUUUGCUCUAUAUACUGACAAACUUCUGAACCCGAAGAUUCUCUAUAAUUAAACUAGCACAAAUACAGUCUGUCCCUUACCUACAUUAUUAGAAUGUCUAAGGAAAACAAUCUAAUAUUGACCUUCACAUCCCACAUGGAAAAGCUUUGUCCUAAGAGUGCAAAUAGGAUGAUUAAAAAUUAGCAACUUUGGUGAGCCUUAAAGUUUGGUCCCCAAACAAGCAACAUCAACAACUGGAAAUUUGUUAGACACACAAAUUAUCCAGUCCCAACUGAGACCCCAGCCCAGAUCUAUGAAUCAAAAAUUCUGGAAUGACCACAGCAAUAUGGGCUUUAAUAAGUCCUUAGGAUGAUUCUGAUGCAUGCUUGCAUUUGAGAAUCAUUGAUCUAUGACACAGUGUUCUUGGAGGCCAAGAAUAAACAAUGUCACCCAUGUUUAAUUAUACUUUCCUUUACGAAAAGGUUUAAAAGCUUAAAAGGUAGGUUCCUUAUAGAGACAAUUCAUUCAAAUACAUGGGCAGAUAUGUUCACCAUUCAGACUUAAAAUAUAAUUUUAAGAAACAUUAAUCCUUAUGUCUUUUUCUGGCACCACUGAGCUUCAGGCAGACUCUCCAAUCAGAGAGAUUUCUAAUCAGCUUUUCUAGUUCUUUUAAAAACCCACAGCCGACCUACUUCACUUGACUUCCCUGGGGCCUAGAAAAUGACCUUCGACACCUUUCUCUAAUUGAUUAGCUCUGGCUGAUUUGCCUUGAUGCUAAACCAUUGUGUAACAAUACUGAGUUAUACUUCAUGACACAGUCUACGGCUUUUGAAGAGUGCUGUGUGUGAUUGAGCAAAAAGAAUUGCUGGUUAUGAGUGAGUUUUAGUUUUAGAAUUCAUUUCCAAAGACUCACAAGGCUCAAGAAACUUAAAAACCACAGAUAAUGUAGACAGUAGCGUGAGUCCCCUGGAGGCUUCUUUCUCUAGAGUCUCUCAUUUGAAUUGGUGCAGAACUGAAGAAAUAGAGAGUCAGAAAGUGACUUUGCUUAUAAAAAAUGGCUUAGGAAAAGGAACAUAAGAUUGUGGGUUAUAUGUGUGUAUGUGUGCGCACACAUGUGUGUUUCCUUUAUUCUAACCUGAAAAUAUCACAUUGGUGGAUACUUAAAAUGCUCAUGCAUUUUAAUACAGAAAAGCAAUUCAAAGUAUGUCAAAAGGGGCUAGAAAUGUCAGCUUAACAAUGAUAUUCUGGAGAAAAAUGUUGUAACUGUCACUCCAGUCCUCCCUUAGGAGAAACCAAACUUGUCAGAUAUUUUGGAAUGGCUGGUCUUUUUCAGGAAUUAGAAUAACUUAAGUAUGAUACUGUGUUCUACGUUCUUAAAAAUCUGUGACCCUCUCCUGUUACUGGUCACAGCUUCAUCAUUUGAGUGUUCAUUGUCUGUCGCUGAUGGCAUUUUUCUCAUUGGCUCUUUUCCCCAUUAUCCCAUUCCUUUCUCCCACACCUGAUUACCAAAUAGCUCCAACAAAAUCACAGUCACUCCUUCCUGUGUUGCCACCAUUGUGUACAUCUUCAUUUGCACACCUAUUUUUUAAUCAGAGUUAAAGCUUCACUAAAAAGGUACUUCUUAGAACAAUCACCCACUUCUGGCCACUUUGGUGAUGGGAAAUACAUCUUUGCAGGGGAAGGCGCUGGAUCAGACUGAGAGUGUUUCACUCAGACCAUUUCAAACAAUGCGGAGCCUUGACCUCAUUCCCGACUUUUGCCAUCCAUAGUGACUGGUUUCUUGUUUUCUCUUUUUCUCUCCUUUUUUUUAAAAUAGAAACUCUUAAGCCCAAGGCCAAAUUACAGUGGGGGCUUGCCUUUGUCUAUGGUCCAUGGUUUGUGUAUUGGCUCAAGUCUUGAAAUCUUGAAACAAACCUAAAUUAAAAUUUUCUCUCCGCUUAAGAAAAAAAGUUACAUAUUGUCAAGAACCUUAUAUGUGUGGUACAUUAAAAAGGUCUUGAUAUCAGAAGGUAAGAAGAAGCUUUGCCUUUCAGUGUCAUUUGUGGUGAUUUUCGUAGGCCAGUGGUGCAAUCCAACACUCUUCCAAUAAGCCAUAAUACUAAUUGUUGGCACAACUGUUAUUACAACAGUACUUUCCUGGGUUCCAUCUAUUAAUUUUUAUAGAUGGUAGGAAGCUCACACUGAGUAGACAUUGGUAGCUUCCUGGACCAAAGCAAAGGAAGGAACUAGCAUACUGUACUUACUACAUAUAUGCACAGAACACUGGUCUGUGCCUCUGGGGUGUUCUCAGAGGGGCAGGUCAGAAGGGAGGAUUCAGGUAGGAAACAAAUGUAGGACUUCUCUUGCCUUUGAUGGUUACUGAUGGCAAUUGUGUUUCCCACGUAAUAACUUGGUGGAUAAUUUUGAUAGUAAACUGAACUCAUACCAAGCCGGCACAACAGGCAAUCUAUAUAUAAAGAAAAGGGUGACAUGUCAUAAUGCCAGAAAACUUUCUCGCUAAGAGGUGAUCAUGAAUUUUCUAUACAGGGCAAAAAAAAGAGAAGAACAGCCUAUUCAUAUCCUGUAUUCACAGUUUGAAGGACCCAUCACAAAUGACCUUCAAAGACAGACAGGGGGAGAGUAGAAGGGAGGCUAAAAUGCAGAGAAAAAGAUCUUACCUUGAAAAAUAAAGUAAGAAAUCCUAAUAUUCCCACAGUUGAUUCUGAAGUUUAUUCCCAUGUCUACAGUUAUUUUUAAAUAACUUCAGUACAUUUUGAAAUUCCUUAGUGGUGGCAUAUCAGUAAUACUUAACUGAAUUCUUCUGUUUCUAUUUUUUGCUGCCAAUGAAUGUAACCCCUACAACUUGCCAUUUGAGUGCACACGCACACUCGUACACACAUAUAUAUAAUGGUAUCUGCAUCAUAUACUACUCAUUUUGUGGGAAACACAAUAUAUUAUAAUCAAAAAGAUUCCAGCACAUUCUUUCAGUGUGUUUCAGUGAUAAAAUUUUGUGGGGGAGUAAAGGUACAUAUACCCUCUUUGCUGACCAUAUUGUUGAAAUUAUGAUCUUAAGCAACACUGUUAGAAAUGCUUGCAUAAAGUAUCUUAUCUAGUAUUAAUGAAUCGAUUCACUUUGAAUUUAAAGUUCAAAAAGAAUAUGCACUAAAUAUUUUUAUAUCUGUGGUGUUUUCCUAUUAACUGCUUUUAGUGAAUGUGUGACCAUUUACCUGAUAUCAUUAAAAAGGAAAAUGACCUAAAUGAAAGGUUAAAAGUGGAGGAAGUUAUUUAUAAAGUCUUCUGCCAAAGACCAUUGUUUAAUGAUCUGUAAAAUGUAGAUUAUCUUCUUUUAUUAUGAAUGUGAUUGUAAGAAACACUCACCCCAACAUUCUCUCUUUUGAAAAUGAAUAUUUUGUAUUUCUAAGGACCAAGGAAAAUAUUUUUUAAGCCAAUGUAAUAAACAAAAGCCUUGUAAAUGAGAGGCACAAUGACUUGGGUCAACUGCAUAAUGCUAGAUUAGAAUUCCAACAUUUGAUGAUAAAUUUAUCAAUCUUUCCUAUAAUUCUUGUACUGCACUAAAUUACAUUUUGGGAAUUUCAGCUAAUCCUUUCAAAAAGGCACCAACAUUAAUGACAUAACAGAUCUUGUCUAACAUGAAAAGCAUCAAAACAUUCCCUUUCAAGCACUUUGAGUGGAUGAAAAUUGCCAUCUAAUUUUCCCACCUACCUAACCAUUCCAUGUAAGUUAACUUAGCAGUCUAACAAUGUUGUACAGAAGGUUGACAGACUAUGUGCACCAAGAAUAUUUAAGCUGUGCAGUUAGCAAGAACUAGCCAUUUAAAAAUAUACUCAAAUGUUUUGUAAAUAAAAUUUUUGAUUCCUAUAGUUUUGUUCAAACUGCUGUCUUUUAAAAUAGAUUUUAUUUGAAUUUUAAAAGUAGUCUGUUAUAAAUUAGAUGUUACUUUGUUGACUCUGUGAUUCAAUGUACACUCAGCCAUAUUCCUGUGGGGAAAUAUCAGUCUUACUGACUUUCUUGGCAUGAGCCAGAGAUUCAUAGUUUCCUUUAGGACUAUAAGUAUGAAGACAAAACACACCAAAAUGAAAUGCUAGUGAAGAAAGUAGAAACUUAUUGUAUAAAAUGUAUUUUUAAAAUCUUAAGAUAUAUGUGAUUUACACUGCCUGUUAAUCUAGUCUCUUUGUGAUUAAAAAAAUACAUAAUAUUUGUUAAGACUCUGAAACACCAAAUAUUUGUGAUGUUUGCAUAGCACCAUUGUUAUAUGUGAUUUCAAAGGGUAAGCAUCUCUGUUGUAAUCAUGUGAGCCCACAGAAGAAUAAAUUCCUGCUGUUAUGUACAACCAACUCUCAGAAUUCAAACUUCCUGCAGCUGCUGUAUCACCAAUAAAUGAGAAAUAAUUGUGAAAAACAA